AUGGAGAAAAGUCCAUUUGGGACUGCAUUCGUGUCAAUCUCGCAUUCACCAGAUAUUAGCAUCGAUUACACCGAGUACUUUGGAAACAAAGGGUUCAUCUACGUCAUUAAGCCUACGGCGAAUAUUAUUGAUGCGGAAAAAUCGAGAAUUCGUGAUAAUUCGCUCCAACAGGAAUGCUUAGCACUAGGAGGCGUCUCAUGGUCACAGGUUCACGGAUGGAUACCCCAGGAGAGAUAUGAAGCCUGGAUGAGGAAAUCGGGAAACCAACGGUUCAUGGACGAGCUCAUGCCUCAAGUCGAACGAACCCCGGAUUUUCAAGCGGACCGAUUCAGAACGAGCCGUCUUUCAACCUUGACAGAAAUAGUAGACUUUUCCAGUAGAAGAGAAGCCGAAGCAUUUAUGGACAGGGUUGGCCGCAACAGUGACGUCGGGUGGACGGGUAGUUUCCCGCUUCCCUCGGACGUAGUAUACAAUGAAAAACUUCGCCAAAAAGCCGCCAAGAAGAACAAGAUGGCCCCAGGAGGAGAUGAGGAAGGCCCCGACGCCAAACAGCCAAAGCUUGAGGGGGAUCCGGGGCCGAGCAACGAGCAUUGCAAGCGCGGCGAGAAUUGCGGCUCGCGGGUUCUCAACCAAGACAACCCCGAACAAGCACGUCACAGGCAGCUCAGACCCAAACCCGCCGGCCACGGAUGGAAGAGAGCCGGAAGGUGCAUUCCCUCGCUGGCCAACGACGGCCUGGACGAACGAAGCCAGCAAGACGCUUUGCGCGACAGGUUCCUAGCCCUUGUCGACCCUGAGAAAUACGCCUUCAAAUCCCACACAACGGAUCACGCGGUUUUAUUCCUUUCGUUGAAAAACAACUACAUCGUACGAUGUGAUGGAGGUGAUGCCGUUGGUUCCAAACUCGACCUGGACACUUGCGCUUUCGCUCCCAUCGCUGAGGCCAAACCAGUGUCAAGCCGACGGUAG
This is a messenger RNA of Drechmeria coniospora, 969 nucleotides long. RefSeq lists its product as uncharacterized. Lineage: Eukaryota; Fungi; Ascomycota; Sordariomycetes; Hypocreales; Ophiocordycipitaceae. Gene Ontology annotation, molecular function: toxin activity. The record is from RefSeq and is a predicted model, not a curated record. The coding region runs from base 1 to 969 and encodes 322 amino acids. The transcript is spliced from 3 exons.